Messenger RNA from Pseudocercospora fijiensis CIRAD86, 934 nucleotides. RefSeq lists its product as uncharacterized. Bases 137 to 934 code for a protein of 265 amino acids. The record is from RefSeq and is a predicted model, not a curated record. Lineage: Eukaryota; Fungi; Ascomycota; Dothideomycetes; Mycosphaerellales; Mycosphaerellaceae. The transcript has 4 exons.
AGCAUGACCACGCCACAACCCCAAAACAAUGCCGUCGUUGCAGCGUACGGGAGAAAUUACGCCCGCUUCUCCCUGGAGCAGAGAAUACACUGUGUGCCGGUCGACGAUGAUGAGGAGCAGAAAUACGACAGUGUGAAUGACAUUCUCCGGCAGCUGCUGGGAGGACCAGUCUCGUGUGCGUCUCAGAAAUGAUGCGGAAGUUCUGGACUGCGGCUACGGAAAGGGCGCAUGGAUAGACUCUGUGCUCAAUCUAUCGGCCGAUGCGCUGUGCACUGGUGUCGACAUCUUCACCGGCGUCGGUGACGAUGAAGUCGACAACGAUGAUGACCAGGCAGACGAAGACGACGAAGAACGCGGCAUCGAAGUCUUUACGAAGAAGAGGUGGAAUCUCAACGCGCCGUUUCGAGAGGACCGUAGCGAAGAUUGUCUGAGACCAGAAACCUUCGACCUCAUCAACAGCCGCUUGCUGGCCGAUGGCAUUGACAGCGAUCGAUGGCCGUCCUUCGUGAGAGAUCUGCAUGCGUUGUUGAAACCAAAUGGCUGGGUGCAAAUGGUCGAAUUCCACUCCAUGUUCCAAUCGUCCACUGGACGUCCAACUGUUUUCCUGCAAGAAUGGUGGAACAGGUACUCGGCAGUACUGCAAGCGACACGCAAGGAUCCUAGAGUAGGUCCGCGACUCAGGCAGCUCAUGGCUGAUGCAAGAUUCGUGGAUAUACAAUACCAUCAAAUACCCUGCCCAAUGGGCGCCUGGGACGAAGAUCGAGCUGUGCUUGGCCGACAAGCCCUACCAGUCUGCCAAGAGAUGAUCAGGGAUGUAUCAGAGUACCUGUUCAAAGCAGUGGGCCGGAUGGAGGCUUCGGAAUUCGACAGACUCAUUGAAGGUGCGCAACAGGAGCUGGCACAGCCGGAACUGAAGAUAUACUUGAACGUGUAA